AUGCAGGAGCUCGAUCUCCUCAUCCUUGGUGCAGGCUGGACAGCCACCUUCCUCAUUCCUCUCUUACAAGCCCGCCGCCUCUCCUUCGGGGCAACCACUAGGGACGGCCGCAAAGUAGCCGGCGCAUCUACUUUGGCUUGGUCCUUCGAUUCGGAGGAAGACUCGGCGAACGUUGAGCAAAACCAGUUCUCUCGCUUACCUUUAGCCAAGUAUGUACUUAUCACUUUCCCACUACAAGGACAUGGCCAGAGCUCGAAGAUUGUAAACGGCUACGAGAAGGUGCACGGCAAGAAGCUUGAUAGCAUUGGCUUCAUUCAGCUCGGAAGCACGGGUAUUUGGCAGAUCGCACAAAAGACGACGUGGGUCUCCCGGCGUAGUCCGUAUGACAAAGAAAAUGGCAGGGCUAUUGCUGAGGACGAGUUGCUAGGGCUGGGUGGCUGCGUCCUGAAUCUUGCUGGGCUUUGGGGCGGGCAGCGGCAACCGAAGAACUGGGUUGAGCGAGUAGCGAAGACCAAAGAAGACGUAAGGGCGAAGAAGAGUCUCCACAUGAUCCAUGGCCUGGAUGUUGCUCGUGCGAUAGUCGCCGUGGUUGGCAAUUGGGAAGCUGCGAAGGGGCAACGCUGGAUGCUCACGGACGGCUUCGUGUACGAUUGGUGGAGUUUGAUUGCAGGUUGGGCGGAUGUGAAGAAUGAAGGAUCGGAUGAAGCGGACAGGCAGCCGUUACCGCAGGCUCAAUGGGUCCAUGAAUUGAUUCGGGAGGAGAAGAUAUGGGCAUUGCCACGGUCGAUGGAGGCAUUGGGGAGGUGCUACUUCGGACGGGAGUUCUGGGAUGUCUUUGAGCUUACGCCGCUGAAGGCUCGUAUAUGA
Molecule: messenger RNA, 867 nt
Organism: Baudoinia panamericana UAMH 10762
Lineage: Eukaryota; Fungi; Ascomycota; Dothideomycetes; Mycosphaerellales; Teratosphaeriaceae
Exons: 1
Coding region: 1-867 (288 amino acids)
Source: RefSeq, a predicted model, not a curated record